GUCGGCAGAGCGGCCUGAGGAGAAGCGGGCGGCGGCGGCGGCGGCUCCCGGUAACGGUGUGUGGGACCCACCAUGACCAUCCCUCAGCUCCUCCUCUGCCUCUCCCUCUCCAUGCUCUGCAUCUCCAGCAAACCCACCGAGAAGAAGGACCGGGUCCACCACGACCCCCAGCUCAGCGACAAGGUCCACGACGACGCUCAGAAUUUCGACUACGACCACGACGCGUUCCUGGGGGCCGACGAGGCCAAAACCUUCGACCAGCUCACGCCCGAGGAGAGCAAGGAGAGGCUGGGAAAGAUUGUAAGUAAAAUAGAUGAAGACAAAGACGGGUUGGUAACGGUGGAAGAGCUGAAAAACUGGAUUAAGUUUGCCCAAAAACGCUGGAUUUACGAGGAUGUAGAGCGGCAGUGGAAAGGGCACGACCUCAAUGAGGACGGCCUCAUUUCUUGGGAGGAAUAUAAAAAUGCCACCUACGGCUACGUUUUAGAUGACCCAGACCCUGAUGAUGGAUUUAAUUAUAAACAAAUGAUGGUGCGAGAUGAACGACGCUUCAAGAUGGCCGACAAGGAUGGGGACUUGACGGCCACCAAGGAAGAGUUCACCGCUUUCCUCCACCCUGAAGAAUACGAUUACAUGAAGGACAUCGUCGUGCAGGAGACCAUGGAGGACAUUGAUAAGAACGGGGAUGGCUUCAUUGACCUGGAGGAGUACAUAGGUGACAUGUACAGCCACGACGGUGACGCGGACGAGCCCGAGUGGGUGAAAACGGAACGGGAACAAUUUGUGGAAUUUCGGGACAAAAACCGAGACGGAAAAAUGGACAAAGAAGAAACCAAAGAUUGGAUCCUCCCGUCGGAUUACGACCACGCCGAGGCCGAGGCCCGACACCUCGUCUAUGAAUCCGACCAAAACAAGGACGGGAAGUUGAGCCGGGAGGAGAUCGUGGAGAAGUACGACCUGUUUGUGGGCAGCCAGGCCACCGACUUCGGGGAGGCCCUGGUGCGACACGACGAGUUUUGAGCCAAAAAACCCAUUUUUUGCCCUUUCCUCACCC
Molecule: messenger RNA, 1054 nt
Organism: Calidris pugnax (ruff)
Lineage: Eukaryota; Metazoa; Chordata; Aves; Charadriiformes; Scolopacidae
Gene: CALU
Product: calumenin
Exons: 7
Coding region: 73-1020 (315 amino acids)
Cellular component (GO): endoplasmic reticulum
Molecular function (GO): calcium ion binding
Source: RefSeq, a predicted model, not a curated record